This is a messenger RNA of Rhagoletis pomonella (apple maggot), 2160 nucleotides long. RefSeq lists its product as uncharacterized. NCBI's taxonomy places the organism in Eukaryota, Metazoa, Arthropoda, Insecta, Diptera, Tephritidae. Gene Ontology annotation, molecular function: nucleic acid binding. The record is from RefSeq and is a predicted model, not a curated record. Bases 559 to 1554 code for a protein of 331 amino acids. The transcript is spliced from 4 exons.
CGCAGCAACAUCUUUUUAAUUUCGCUCGCUUAGUUUUGGUUUUGCCGCCCUGCAUUUUUGACUUUGGUUUUUCUUUUAGUUGUUGGCAUAAUUUUUCCUUUCGGUUUUUUGCGUAAUUUUUGGGUGCAAACUAGCUACCCCAACAUAUUGGCGACCGUGACAGGACGGCAAGUUUAUUUUAAAUUCGUUUUGUUGUCGUGCGAACUUCGUGGUUUUUAAAAUAAAUUAAAUAUUGCACCGGUUUCGCGGCUGUGUGGGUGCAUUAAAUAAAAAAUAAAAAUAAAUUUUUGCUGGACUCUGGAGUCACUGUUCUGGAGUCACUAUUGGAGUGACGGGGAAUUGUUGGAGUGACUGCAUCUUGGUGGUGAGCGCUUUAAAAGCGAAAACUGCUGGGUACUGUUGCUGUGCUGCUGGACAUCGGUGCUUUGAGGACGUUUGCGGUGCAUUACAUUACAUAGCCCCGAUGAACCGAUUCGAACGUAUUGCCUAAAUACAGUAACUUACGGAACACCGCCUGCUCCAUUUUUAGCGAUUCGUUGUUUACAACAACUGAGUGACAUGUUUGCAGAUCAAUAUCCACUCGGUUGUAAGGUUAUACGAGAAGAGUUUUACGUGGAUGAUAUGUUAUCUGGAGCCAAUGAUAUUACGGAACUAAAGCAAAUCCAAAAAGAAGUUGUCGAAAUUCUAAACUCUGGAGGAUUUAAACUAGCAAAGUGGCAUUCCAAUCAUCCCAGUCUACUAAAAAAGGAGAAUUAUGAAAAAGCGUUGAAAGAUGACAGAAAUAGCAUGAUAAAGGCGCUCGGAGUUACGUGGUCUCCUAAGAAAGAUAGGAUAAACUUCAAAAUUGAUCCAAACUCGGAACUCUGGCUCUUAAAGUUGGCAUGGGAUGAGUCAAUUCCCCAAAAUUUGAGCACUUCAUGGCAAAAUUUGGCAGAAAAUUUGGCACAGUUCGUCGGUCGUCGGGGAGUUCCAGUGAGGAUAUAUUGCGACAACGCCACCAACAUCGUGGGCGCCAACGCGAUAUUGAAAGAGCAGAAAGAGAUAAUGUUCGGGGAAGGCAAGCGCAAGGAAGUCGCAGCGUUCGCAGCAGAGCGAGGAGCCGCAUUCGUUUUUAUACCCCCGCGCGCACCUCAUUUUGGCGGACUGUGGGAGGCACCCGUCAAGAGCGCCAAACACCUAAUGCUUCGCACAAUAGGCGACACCGCCCUAACGUUCGAGGAGCUCUCCACGGUACUCGUCGGCGUGGAGGCAAUUUUGAACUCUCGUCCAAUCGCGGGAUCGGGCGAUCCCAACGACGGCGAAGCCAUAACGCCCGCACAUUUAUUAAUAGGCGAUUCCCUAAUGGCCGUUCCCGAGCUACAGCCAACAGCCAACAACUGGACAUAUUUAGAUCGCUGGCAGCGAGUAUCAUACCUGAAGGGACGAUUCUGGUCAGAAUUCCAACGGGAUUACAUCCUGGGUCUUCAGACCAGAACGCGAUGGGCCAAGCCGCAACUCAACAUCGAAAUCGGCAACCUGGUCAUAAUACACGAAGAGAAUUUGCCGGUCGAGUAAUAGAUAUAAAAACUGGCGCCGACGGUAAGGUGCGAGUCGCGGACAUUAAAACAACGGCGGGCAUUUAUCGGCGUGCCAUUCACAAGCUUGCGCUGCUCCCAAAUAACACUACUUGAAGACCGAUGGUCAUUCAACGGGGCGGAAUGUUGGAGCACAGUAGUGUUUAUCUCUUUCUAUGAAAUUUAAUUUGUUAAUGAAUUGUACUUCAAUUGAAUUUUUAUCCACACUAAAUAUGUAUGUACUUAUGUAUGUAUAUAAGUAUUUAUGCAUGCUUAUGCUUAAAGUUAUUGAAUUUGUAUCAGUUGAAUGUAUUGUAUCUAAUUUCAGAUGUACAUCUUCGGUACAUCCUUAAAGAUAAACUGAAUUACUAUUUUAAUGCAGCCCUGCGUGGCCUUCCAGUGCAUGCAUACAUACGCACAUACAUACAUAUUAUAUGCAUACUCAAACUUAGCUUGUAAGCCUAAUUUAUGUAAAAUUUGAAUUCAAUAUACUUUGUGACACCCACGCAGCAACAUCUUUUUAAUUUCGCUCGCUUAGUUUUGGUUUUAGUUUUGCCGCCCUGCAUUUUUGACUUUGGUUUUUCUUUUAGUUGUUGGCAUAAUUCUU